UUGCUAAUUAAUUUCUAUUCAAAUAAUAUAGUUUAGCAUGUAUGUAAUAAUAAAACUUGAGUGUAAACUUUCAAAUUUAACCCCCUAUGCAGGUGUUACUUUGCGACUUCGCAAUUUAGUCGUAUUAUACGUCAUUUUAUUGCAUUUGGCAAGAGUUCGUCUGAAAUUCGCAUUUAUCCUCAAGAAAAUCAAAUUUCUCUAUUUAAAUAUAUACAUAACAAAAUAAGUUUCACAGAACAUUGCAAUUAAUGCUUAGUCGAGAAGUUGAAACUUUUGAGGUUAUUUUACACGGUGUUUUGAUGCUACCGGAAAUUGAUCGCUGCAAAACUGGUACAGUCACUCUGGAUCCAAAACAAUUGUGGAUUGAUGCUGAGCACUAGACGGUUUACUGAAGAAAAAAAUAUUACAAGAAUAGUAGUUUAAACAUCGUGAACAUGUCCGGACGCGCGUGACCAGGUCGCAGUACUCGUGUGGUAGUCAACGCGUCGCCAUCACCGCACCACCAGUAUGUUCCAGAAACCGGCCUUCGGGAGCAACACCUCCGGCUUUGGGUCGUUCAAUGCGGGCGCGAGCACGUCGUCGUUCGGCGGGUUCAAGCCGGCGGCCGGUAGCGGCGCAUUCGGCGCGCCGCCGGCCUUCGGCGCCGCCGCCACCGCGCAGCCCGCCGCCACCGGAGGAUUAUUCGGCGCUUCGAACACAUCGACGAGCCUGUUCGGCAGCUCGAACACGGCGACCACGGCGCCAGCGUUCGGCGCGUCCACCAGCGGAUUCGGCUUCGGCAGCAACACGACCGCGGGCGGACUGUUCGGUAGCAGCAAUACGUCCACUGGGCUGUUUGGUGCUGCUCAGAACACGUCCGCGUUCGGCGCCAAGCCGGCUGGCGGUUUCGGCUUCGGGAGUACGCCGACGACGGGCACCACCGGCGGCGGCCUGUUCGGCUCCACCGCCAGCACCACCACGGGGCUGUUCGGGCAGCAGAACACCACCCUCGGCGGCGGUGGACUCUUCAGCAACAAUACGGGUGCGUUCGGGCAGCAGGCGGCGGCCGCGGGCACCGCCCACGUGAAGUACAACCCGGUGGUGGGCACCGACGUCGUGGUCAAGUCCGGCACCUCGCAGAGCAUCCUCAUCAAACACCACUGCAUCACCUGCAUGAAGGAAUAUGAGAACAAAUCAUUGGAGGAGCUUCGCCUAGAGGACUACACGGCCGGGCGGAAGGGUGCCUCCGGCGGGGUGUUCGGCGGCUUCCAAAAUACCAUGGAGAACAAAUCUCUGUUCGGCGCUAACACGUCGUUCGGCCAGCCGGCGACCACGAGCGCGCCGAGCGUGUUCGGCGGCGGCGGCAUCGUGUCCAACGGCGGCUUCGGGCAGACCAAUACGUUCUCGUUCGGUAAUACAGCAGCGAGCAACACGACAUCCACCGGACUGUUCGGCGCGGCCAAGCCCGCAUUCGGGACCACCGCCACCACCGGUACGGGAUUGUUCGGUGCGACCACCACCCAGGCGCCCUCUUUCGGCACUAAUACGUCGACAUUCGGCUUCGGCUCCAACACACAGAAUCAGUCGACGGGUAUGUUCGGCGCGAAGCCAGCGACCUCUGGCUUCGGCGCGGCGGCAACCAACACCGGCUUCGGAGGCUUCGGCAGCACGGGCCUGUUCGGUGCCAAGCCGCAACAGUCCACCGCGCCCGCCUUCGGCUCCACCACACCGGCGUUCGGUGGUCUGUCGACCGGCUUCGGCACGACGACGUCGACGUCCGGCGGUCUGUUCUCGGGCGUGUCGUUCGGCAAGCCGGCCACCACGCAGCCCGCCUUCGGAUUCAACGCGCAGCCGAACGCUCUCGGUGGCGGUGUGGGCGGCGCGGGGGUGGGGACCGCGGGGACCACGCUGGGCGCGGGGCUGGGCGCGGCCGCCGCACCCUUCGGCGCCAAGCCUGCACCCGCCUUCGGCUCCCUCGCCUCGGGCUUCCCGCAGCCGCAGGGCACCGCCUUCCGCACUGGUCUGGACAGCGGUCUCGGUGGUGGAGGCUUGUUCAGUAACACGUCGCUAGGUGGCAGCAGUUUGGGUCUGGGUCUAAACACAAACAACAGUGGGCUCGGCAACGCGACAGGGCAGAACGUGCACGAACAGAUGUUAACGCUGGCCGCACGGCCGUACGGUGACUCGCCCUUAUUCAAAGAUCUUCUGCCAGAUACAUCGGCGGCGGGCGAGCAGGCGCUGCGGCCGACCAACCCGGCGGCGCUGCAGGCGGUGCUGGGCGGCGCGGCCGCGGCCGAGUACCGCGUGUCGGCCGCGCCCGCGCCGCCGCUGCGGCUGUGCCCGCGCCCGCAAGCCCACGACAAGAAAUCGCUGUUCGACGGCCUAGAAGAAUCCGACGCGAGUCUAGAAGAUAAAUUGUCACUUAAACCAAGCAGGAAACGGCUUGUUCUCCGCCAAAAUAAAGCAGACAGCGUCCAAAACGACUCAGCCGAUCAACACACAAAUAACAGGUCGCUAGAAGAGCCGCCAGCGCAGCCCGAGAGCAACGGCCCGUCAUCGGAGCCCGAGCGGGACCGCGUCAACGGCGAGCGAGACCGCGUGUGGCGACAACCCGACUACCAAGAGAAUAACAACGUGGAUGGCAGCUCAGAGAAACAUGGUAGUUGGCUGAGUUCGCCGAAAGUGAGUUGGAAUGACAACGAGAAGCCCAUAGAAGAGCCCACGCCUCGUUUGUAUCCCAACUUAGAUAAAGAAAUGUCCUCUCCAAUGGCAGAGCGUCGUGCCAGUUGGCUGACGACGAAGCCGCUCCGCAAGCCGCUGGUGUCGAACCCCGAGUCGGCGGAGAGCUCGGUGCGCGAGCUGGGCGUGCGCGGCGACAGGCAGCUCGACAAGGAGAACAUCGACACCUUGUCAGUGUCCGAGGAAGAAAACGUGUCAACCCGGGAAUCGACGCCGCACCCCGCCGGCGUGAAACUCACCCGCCCCGGGUACUACACUAUACCGAGUUUGGACGAAAUAACAGGGUACCUCCGUCCCGACGGCACGUGUGUGGUGCCCCACCUGACCAUCGGACGGAAGAACUACGGGAACGUUUACUACGACUGUGAGAUAGAUGUCGCUGGACUAGAUCUCGACUCUUUAGUGCAUUUCCUAAACAAAGAGGUGAUAGUGUACCCGGAGGACGCUGAUAAGCCGCCGGUGGGUGAAGGCCUGAAUCGGCGGGCCAUCGUGACCCUGGACCGCGUCUGGCCCCGGGACAAGACCGAGCGGCGGGCCAUCACCGACCCGGAUAGGUUAAUAAAAAUGGACUACGAAGGGAAGCUGCGUCGAGUCUGCGACAAGCACGACACCAAAUUUAUUGAGUACAGACCGCAGACUGGAAGUUGGGUGUUUCGGGUGGAGCAUUUUAGCAAAUACGGCCUGACCGAUUCCGACGAGGAAGAUGACAUCACACCCGAAGUCCUGAAGCGGCAGCUGGUCAACCAGCAGAGCCUACAGACGGCGGCCCCUGUCUCUAAGCCGGCGGCGGUCGCGGCGGUCGCGGCGGUCGCGGCGGGGCUGGGCGGGGCGGGCGUGGUGGCGGCCGAGCUGCCGGCGCUGCACCGCUCCUCGCUGCACGUGCUCGGCGCCGGCACAGCUUUUGAAAUGGACACGACAGAAGACAACACAGAAGCGCCGAGCCUAUACCAAGAAAACAGAGCGGCGUACGGCGUGAAGAGUCCGACUAGCGAGCUGGCGCGGCUGGAGCACCGCCAGAGUCAUAAUGUUCAACUGAUGAAGGCAUCCCUCUACGCAGAUAUAGAAAUGGACGACGACGUGUCGGUGUCGACCGGGGACCAGCAAGUACCGCUGGCGGUACCCACAGAGGACCUGCCGGUUACUACGGGGCCGGCACCGGAGCCCUACCUCGACAUCACGCCGCCUGCUUACACCGAAGGUCAGCAAUCAGAGGUGCCUAUGAAGCCUCUCAUAGUCCGUCCCUACACCAUAGUGCUGAAGUAUCACAGGAAGGUGCCGCCUUUUAAGGAGACCAUAGCCGGCAAGUUGGACGCGGCGUGCAUCGCCGACAUGUCGAUCUGCCGCAGCCGCCACAGCCGCGUCAGUUUCGGUCCAGCCGGCACCAUCGCCUACCUCGCCACCUACGAAGGCCUCCAGGAUUUGCCUCGCACGGCUGCCAUGUCGGAACUGUGGCGGUAUGUGCGCGGGCGUGCGGCGGCUGAUUGGAGCGAACCCGUGCUGGCGCGGCUCGCGGUCGGCGCGGCCGACGGCGGCUACGUGCAGGAGGCGUUGACCCGCCACCUGGCGACGCUGCUGGAAUUUUCUGAGCCGGUUGACAGCCCGGAGAGUGCCAGGUCCGGACCGGAGCGCUGUCCUCAGCUGCGGGUGCGAUCUGAACCUCGUGCCCGCCGCCAGCUGCUGCAGCACCAGCUGAGGGACGCCGCCGCCUUCAAGGACUACACAGUGGAGUUCGGCGUGUCCGGCGCGUAUUGCUACGAGGUGUGGAAGCUGUGCGAGGCGCUCUGGGGCGACGAUCUCGACAAUGACGGCAUACCCGGAAAUGACGUCCAGUCUAUAGUGAAGCGUCACAAGAAACUGCUGGAAUGGUUGACGGAAGCGGUCUCCGGCGUGACCGAGCGGGAACUCGCCCAGCCGACGCAAGGAGACACCGACGAUGAGAGCGAGUGUCACAGCCAGCGCGUGUGGACGCUGGUGGUGGGCGGGCGGCUGCGGCGCGCCUGCAGCCUCAGCGUGCAGCGGGGCGACCUCCACGCCGCCGCCCUGCUCGCCCAGGCCUCCGGUGAUCCCAGCUUCCGUUCGCUGCUGGGCCGCCAGCUGUCGCUGUGGCGCGAAUGCGGCGCGGACAGUACCAUCUCGCCGUCCAGGCUGGCCACUUUGCGUCUGGUCGCCGGAUUGGCCACCGCGGAGGACCUUCGCGAGCUCGACUGGCUACGGGCGCUGCAUGCCACCGCCAGAUAUCUCUGUCCGCAAGUCCCGUCACUGGACAAAGUCAUCGCUACAUACGAGAGUUUCUUCAGAAAGGGCGAGGAUGAUGGGGAGCCCGUGGAUUUGGCGACUAUGGAAGAGGACGUGAUGGGCAUGAAGUUCCCUCUACCGCCGUACUAUGCGGAAUAUGAGUUUACGAAUAAUAACGGUACAGGCCGCCGGCCGCUGGACCUGCGCUACGAGCUGCUGCGGGCCCGCGGGCAACAAGCGCGGCCCGUACUGCGACCCGCCGCCGCCUCGCCGCACCCGCUCGACUACGCCCUCUGCUUCCUCCUCGGGACCUGGUUUGGGAACCCUACAGUGGAGAGCAUCACGGGUGUAGCGGACCAGCUGGAAGCGUGCGGCCUCUGGCACCUCGCUGUACAGGCGCUGGCUUACCACCCUAAUGACAUAGCACGUGGGCACCUGAUCCGCGGUGUGGUGGGCCGGCACGCGCCCGCCGUAGCUUCCGGCGCGGAGGUGCAGGCGCGGCUGCAGCUGCUGCGGCGGCUGCGGGUGCCGCGCCGCUGGCUGCACGCUGCGCAGGCGCACCGCGCGCGGUACCAGCACCUGCCGGCCGUCGAAGUGGAACACCUGAUCGGCGCCGAGCAGUGGAACGCCGCUCACAGGGUGCUUCUAGACGAGCUGCUGCCGGAGGCGGUGCUCUCUGACGACGUGGAGAGCAUAGCGCCGCUGCUGGAGAAGUUGAACGAGGCGGGCGAGCGGCACGAGGUGAGCGGCUGGCACAGCGGCGGCCUCGCGCUCUACCAUUACUGGCACGUCUGUACCCAGAUCCGUGGGCUGGUAGGCGCUGACGGCGGCGAGGGUGACGGCGGCGACGGCAGUGAGGUGGGGGGCAAGCUGGAAGCCCUACGACCACGUGUGGCGGCCGCCUGUAAAGCCCUCACCGCUCUACAACCCACGAGCGGUCGGCACGCGCUGGCCCGCGCGGAGAUGGGCGCGCGGCUGGUGCAGCUGGCGCGCGCCGCCCGCGAGCCGCCGCGCCGCCUCGCCGCCGCGCUGCGCCGCCUGCGCCUGCCGCCCGACUGCGCCGCGCCCGCCCUGCGACAGAUAACAUUAGACCUGGCCGAGCAAGCCUCGGAACUGUGCAUCGAUUCGGCGUCCAGUUCCCCUCUCUCCUCGCACAGAGCCACAGUACAAAGUUAG
Molecule: messenger RNA, 6129 nt
Organism: Galleria mellonella (greater wax moth)
Lineage: Eukaryota; Metazoa; Arthropoda; Insecta; Lepidoptera; Pyralidae
Gene: Nup98-96
Product: nuclear pore complex protein Nup98-Nup96
Biological process (GO): protein import into nucleus; RNA export from nucleus; post-transcriptional tethering of RNA polymerase II gene DNA at nuclear periphery
Cellular component (GO): nuclear pore; nuclear pore cytoplasmic filaments
Molecular function (GO): structural constituent of nuclear pore
Source: RefSeq, a predicted model, not a curated record